Molecule: messenger RNA, 211 nt
Organism: Nezara viridula (southern green stink bug)
Lineage: Eukaryota; Metazoa; Arthropoda; Insecta; Hemiptera; Pentatomidae
Source: the annotation of a GenBank genome assembly
AUGAAUACUUUUAUAAAUAUUAAAUAUAGAACACUUAUUUAUUCUUAUGGUUAUAGCAAUGGAACUAACCUGAUAAUUAGGCAAAGAUUUUACUUUUCGUUAUUUAAUGUCAGUAUUUACUCAGUACAAUUAUUAUUGCCUCCGUUUUUAGUUUUAGUGAACUGUUCUAAGUUCAGUCGUUACGUCAGGUGACCGCUUGUCCCACUGGUAA